Messenger RNA from Aspergillus japonicus CBS 114.51, 980 nucleotides. Its product is annotated as BTB/POZ domain-containing protein. Lineage: Eukaryota; Fungi; Ascomycota; Eurotiomycetes; Eurotiales; Aspergillaceae. The transcript has a single exon. The annotation marks the transcript as partial. Gene Ontology annotation, molecular function: protein binding. The record is from RefSeq and is a predicted model, not a curated record.
UCGACCUCAAAAGAUCAACCAGAACCGCAGACUGCAAAGAAGGACACCUUUGCGGAGAUGUUAGUGAGCCCAUCCUUCACUCUGACACUUACUGACCUAGCCUCCGAGGUUGCUCCCACUUUACCACGGGCCUCAGGUCACUGUCCGGCUCGGGCCUACUGGUCCGACCUACAUGUUGUCCAAAGCUCUUCUGUGCAAGAAGUCUACCUAUUUCUUGAAGAUGUUCGAGGGCAAUUACGCCGAAGCGAGCACCUCCUACGUCACCCUCCAAGAAGAUGCCACCACCUUUAAGCCAAGCUUUGAGCUCUUCAUCGAAUGGCUGUACCUUGGCAAGUUCACUCUGCCGGAGGAGGACCGCGCCAGCCAUAUCUCCUGCCUUUUGAAUCUGGCCCGGUUCGCCGACAUGAGUGUUAUCGAUGAGUUGACCGACCUCGUGGCUAGGAGCAUCGAGCAGAUUAUCACGGAGGACCCGGAUGUCAAGAAGAAGCGCGAGGCUCCAACCGUCUCGAAAUACGGCACUUCCAACGUCAGGCAUCUUACUACCAGGCAUGUUAAAAUGGUAGGAGGAUUGCCGACGGGGAACGCCGUACGUCGAGUCUUGAUUAUCGCACUGGUGGAACCGUAUCUGAGAGCCGAAUGCUUUAUACCUACGUUCGCGGACAGGAUUGUGCAGUACCCGAAUCUCGCAUUCGAUCUCCUUACUGAAGUCAGACAAACUAUGCUUGCGGCUGUGCCGCGUGCCGGAAAGAUCUGGAUCAAGGACCCCCUUACGCAGAUAGAGGUCUCUUUGAAAUAACCCGACAUGGUGAUGGCACAGAUGUGCCAGUUGUGACAAAAGAGAUGGGUUCUGCCUCUACAAGCAGGAGUGCCGGCGGCAGAACCCGGUUGUAUGUUGGCAUGGAAAGAUGAAAAAGCAAGGGUCCUCUAUUGAAAAAGCAUAAGUGGCUGUGGCCGCAUAGUAUAGCAGAUCGCAAGAUGUA